AUCAACAUUCGACUCAUGCCUCCCGCGCCCUCCCUCCCUCCCUCCCCUAAUUUGCAUUUUCUUUUCCAUCGAAGGAGGCAGAGCCACUGCGCCACAGAGACAGGGAGAGUCACCAUCUCCGCUCCACCACUGGGCCACCGUCGCCACCAUCACCGUCUCCACUCCACCACUGGGCCACCGUCGCCCUUUCGCCGCUCCGCCACUGGUCCACCAUUGGCCUUUUGCUUUGUGAAGAAAUACAUUCAGCCAUUCAUCUCAAGCAUGAUUGCACUGGAAGCUGGCCUAGUUCUUCAAGUCGCCAAAGAUGCCAGUGGGAGCCAUAUUCUUGAGUCCUUUAUUUCUUCAAAUGUUUCUGUGAAGCAGAAGUACAAACUGUACUAGUGCACGUGGCAGUAUGCGCAAGCACUUAACACCCAAUUGAUGUGCCCAUGUAACCAUGCUCACAUUUAUCUUUGUGACUGUACUAGAGCAUCUUCAUGUUUGGCUUCUGAAUCAUUUUUCAGUGAUGGUUUACUGUUUCUGUCAUCACCAUUCGUUUCUCUAACUUCUCAUGUUGAUUUUAGUAUGUUGUCUGUUUGAGUGCCUUUUCUCUAUUGUCUAAUGAAUAUUUUUUGGAAUGGA
Nymphaea colorata (pocket water lily) is the source of this 621-nucleotide messenger RNA. RefSeq lists its product as uncharacterized. Lineage: Eukaryota; Viridiplantae; Streptophyta; Magnoliopsida; Nymphaeales; Nymphaeaceae. The record is from RefSeq and is a predicted model, not a curated record. Bases 16 to 381 code for a protein of 121 amino acids. The transcript has 2 exons.